AUGAAUGGAAGACCCAAUCCGGUGAGGAGAAUUUGUGAAAUCCCCAAAAUAGAAGGAAAUUGUCAUUUAGGCAGACCCUACAAAACAAGGACUUAUGUCUUGAUAUUGAAAUUUGAGCAAUUUGAUGAUAACAGAUACAGUAUGUGGUCUACUGACUUUACUUCAAACGUUCAGAUAGAUUCCGAAUUGGGUGAAGAUGAAAAGGAGUUUACAGUGCUAAAAACUGACGACAAUAAAGUACUUCGUAUCGUGGUUUAUGAUGAUAAAGUUCGCGAUAUUCUCGAAACAUAUAAUCAGGCUCAUCCCUCAUAUGCAUUGCAAGUACCCGAAAGGGGGAGUACGAGAAAUGAAAUGCAAGUGGAUGAUAAAUUAAUGAUUUUCGGUAUGACACUCAGUUGGAGGGAGUAUAGGGGUAUCUUUGAACCAUGGGCUUAUGAUCUAGAAAUCGUUGAAUGGGAAUACCUUGAUGAUGCUGGAAGAAAGGCAGUAUCUUCAUUGUAUAAAAAUAUACUAAAGAAAAAACAUUAUAUCAAAGCCCUUGAUCCAAAGUUGGUAAAGGAUGUUAUUUCUGAGGAAUUUUUGAGGACUGUGUCUGUUAAUGAUGAUGAUGAUGACGAUGACGAACUUUCUGAAAUGUCACUGUAUGAGGAUGAUCUGGUAGAUCAGAGUAUUACACAUGUAACUCAAGCUCAAGCUCGUCAAAAUGUCAUCAUUGAUGAUGUUGUCUAUUCUAUAGAACAAGACUUGACUCAAGAUCAAAUUGGUAAUGUAAACACAACCCAAGAGAUGGGACACAAGCGAAUCAAUUCGGUGCCUGAUUUUAAUGAUGGAGGUGCAAAAAGAUCGAAACAGGGAUCCUCAUCCUCUGAUGAGAAUAACUUUUAUGAUGCCCAGACGCAAAAUAAGGGUGUUGUGAGAACAAGCAACGCUUCCAGCACUAGCGACAAUGCCAGUGGUGUGUUUACCACUAUUUGCGAACUAAACAAGUUGGACCAGCACACAAUUGACAACAAGACAUACAAUGUUGUUUGUGACAUUUUACAUGCCUCGCCAUGCGAUAAAGAAUGGUUUUCUUUUAAAUCGUAUGAAGUUAACCCAUUAACAGAAGAUUUGGAAUUGAGCCAUACUCAACUACAAACCAUCGAGUUCAUAAUCACUGAUCCUGCCAAACCCGACAAUUAUGAGUUGGAUCAGGGUGAGUAUUUGUCAAUCUAUCUUGAUGGACCUCAAGUGGUGAAAUUGAACAAGACCAGUUGCGUCACUCGGAAACUACUCAAUUUCGCUUGGGAUAAGACUCAUGAUGAUUCUAUUUUGAGGUUAAAAUUACGCAAAGUGCAAAGAGAGACGGUGGUAUGGACUGUUGAAUGGUGA
Messenger RNA from Lodderomyces parapsilosis, 1371 nucleotides. It is a transcript of the gene CDC13, whose product is annotated as Cdc13p. Lineage: Eukaryota; Fungi; Ascomycota; Pichiomycetes; Serinales; Debaryomycetaceae. The record is from RefSeq and is a predicted model, not a curated record. The transcript has a single exon. The coding region runs from base 1 to 1371 and encodes 456 amino acids.